GGACCUUCCAGUUCUUAACUUCAAUUUUACCGAUAUUUCCCCCCUAGACCAGACCUGGCUUGGUUGGACCCAGCACACACGACCUGAGCUGUUAGUUCGCUCUCUCUUUCAGCCCGUCCAAUUCAUCCACUCCUCAUUCUCCAAUCAUUUGGUCUUUCUCUUCCCACUCCUCGAGUUCCUCCCCUUCAUCUCCGCUUUCCAGCCGCCCUUGCUCCUCUCUGGUCUAUGACCAAGCUUCUUCUGGGCUGCAUUCUGCUUUUGACGUUUACCCACUGUUGUUUAUGAUCCUACCUGAUCCCCCGGACCACUUGGUGAAUAGCCCUUCGCUUCCUGCUGUUCACUGACCUCCAGCGAUGGCCCUUCCUCAGCCACCCAACUCGGAGAAGACCGUUCGCAAAAUUGACAUUGCUCAGGUUUCCCUCAGCCUCCAAGAUCGUCUCGGCCUCGCCAAAGUCAAGUACCAGAAUGGCCGUCUCCAGUCCCUCGAUCACUCCGGUGGUCGUUCCCUCCUCUUAGGGAGUGACAAGCCGUCGGAUUCCUCGUCCGAAAUAUCCCAUAGCCGUUGCGAGACUCCUCUGACGUCCCCUCCCUUGCGAACUGCGACCUACUCGAAGGAAUUGCCCCGAUCAUCACGGAAUAGACAUGCAGCCACGUUCGAUUCCAAGGUGAUGCAGCCGAUGCUGUCGGCCGGCCGAAAACGUCUCCGGUCGGACUCGGUCACGGAUCGUCCAGCAAAAGCUCCUCGAGGGUCUUGGAAAAGUUCAUACCAACUCCCCGAGUCGUCUCCGGGCUUCAACCGGCACAUGGGACAUCGCCAACGACAUUUGCCUCUCAUCUCUGAGACGGCCCCGAUCCCCGAGUUUUCCUCUCCGGCCCACAAUCCCUAUUCGGACGAUGAGAACGACCCAGACCUUCCUGUUCAUAGUUUUCAACAUGUGAGCUCGAUGGUGGGCUCCUCGCCUCCCCGUACUCCUCCACCAAAACACACUCGCUCGUCGCGGAACGAACGGACCUUGCGGCAUGAUGACGGAGCUGAUUUGCUCCUGUAUCUGGCCAAUUCGCCCACCCCGGCCAGCGUCGCCAACAAGACCCACGCGCGAGACUUCCCUCCAUCAACCCCUCCAAGUCAGCAUGCCAUGCUGCCGUCGCUCACCCCAACUCCCGGGGGCGGCAGUCUCUUCCCAAAUUUCAGCACUCCCAAUCAGCAGUUCAAUUUUGCAGAUUUUGUCAACGUCACCCCGAGCCCGGCUCAAGCACCCUGGGGUGGCCGUACGCCCGGAGGCGCGGCACGCACCCCUCUUGCAGCAAAAGAUAGGCGGCGGUCGAACUUUGACACCCUGUUACCUCCUGGUGCAGACAGCCCCAAGAGCCGAGCGAGAGCGUCCGGUCUCCUCUUGCAACUUGGUGGAGAACUCCGUCCUUGAACACAUCAUGACCAGACCCUCAAACAUCCUUUUCCUUGUCCCAUUUUACGAUUACCAAGUUUAAUGACCGUUAUGUGCACACACCAGAUCAUCCUGUUCCCUGCCGCUCUACCCCUCACUUCCUCAUACCCUGCCACCCCUUGUGUCAAUUCCCUCUGCGGCGGCGGCCUUGGUAUUUGUCCAUACACCUCUUUUCUUAUGUCAAUCCCCGACUUUUGCAUAACCUUUCUUUUGUAUGACACCUCUAGCCCACCAUCCGUGUUCGGCAUUCUCUGUUUUCUAUUCUUUCCAUCAUGUCCCCUCUUUUCAUUUGUGGCAAAGAAACUUGAAACCGAAUCGCUCUGACGCGGUCAAGCUAGCUGUAUAUGCACGAGCGUCACCUAUUGAUG
Messenger RNA from Aspergillus campestris IBT 28561, 1813 nucleotides. RefSeq lists its product as uncharacterized. Bases 354 to 1424 code for a protein of 356 amino acids. The record is from RefSeq and is a predicted model, not a curated record. Lineage: Eukaryota; Fungi; Ascomycota; Eurotiomycetes; Eurotiales; Aspergillaceae. The transcript is spliced from 2 exons.